CUGACGAGGGGGGAUUUGUACCGUCCUGACAUUUGGGGGGAUUUGUCCGUCCUGACAUUUGGGGGGAUUUGUACCGUCCUGACAUUUGGGGGGAUUUGUACCGUCCUGACAUUUGGGGGGAUUUGUACCGUCCUGACAUUUGGGGGGAUUUGUAUCGUCCUGACAUUUGGGGGGAUUUGUACCGUCCUGACAUUUGGGGGAUAUCUGUACCGUCCUGACAUUUGGGGGGAUUUGUACCGUCCUGCAUUUGGGGGGAUGCGAUUUGUACCGUCCUGACAUUUGGGGGGGAUUUGUACCGUCCUGACAUUUGGGGGGGAUUUGUAAUACGUCCUGACAUUUGGGGGAUUCUGUACCAUCCUGA
This is a messenger RNA of Staurois parvus, 361 nucleotides long. NCBI's taxonomy places the organism in Eukaryota, Metazoa, Chordata, Amphibia, Anura, Ranidae. The record is from the annotation of a GenBank genome assembly.